AUGAGAAAGUAAACUAAAUUUAAAUUUAAUUAGAGCAUUAAAUGAUGAAGAAGAAACUUAAAAAUUUUUAUGCUUUUCCUUUUAAUUUCCAUCAAAGUAUUUACCUGCUAUUUUCUUUCUGUUAAUGAAUUUAAUUUUAUUUCCAAGAAUAGAUUUAAUAGGAGCUACAAUAUUUUCAUUUAUUGAAAAUUAAUUUUUUGAUGGAUUCUCUUUUAAAUUAUCUAAUGUAAUUAGAAGAAUUAUUCAAGGAAUUCUAAAAAUAAUGUGACAAUAAAUUUCCAUUUAAAUAUUUUUCAAGCCGACUUGAUUUUGUAACUGCAGAAUAGAUUGAACCAUUUGAUUCAAAGAAACAAGUAUCUUCACUUGAGUUUGGAAUAAUAUCAACAACAGAGAUUAAGCCUAAAACAGAAAAAUAGAAUUGAAUAAUAGUUUAUUUAAGUUAUUAAUAAAUAAAAG
Molecule: messenger RNA, 456 nt
Organism: Paramecium sonneborni
Lineage: Eukaryota; Ciliophora; Oligohymenophorea; Peniculida; Parameciidae
Source: the annotation of a GenBank genome assembly